UUUGAAGACUAUGGGGGAUGUGAAGCUGGCUGCCUCGGCACACGUUUCUAAAACCUCCUUCAGUGUGGAUCCCUCGAGAGUCGGCUCCAUGCCCCUGACCGAGGCCCCUGCUUUCAUUCUGCCCCCUCGGAACCUCUGCCUCAGAGAAGGAGCCACCGCCAAGUUUGAAGGGAGGGUCCGGGGUUACCCAGAGCCCCAGGUGACGUGGCACAGAAAUGGGCAACCCAUCACCAGUGGGGGCCGCUUCCUGCUGGACUGUGGCAUCCGCGGGAGUUUCAGCCUGGUGAUUCAUGCUGUCCGGGAGGAGGACAAGGGGAAGUAUACCUGUGAAGCCACCAAUGGUAGCGGUGCCCGCCAGGUGACAGUGGAGUUGACGGUAGAAGGAGGCUUUGUGAAGAGGCACGGUCAGCCUGUUUCCAAAACCUUGGGGGACAGAUUCACAUCCCCCACAGUGGAGAACCGUCCUAGCAUCUGGGGAGAAUGCCCACCAAAGUUUGCUACCAAGCUGGGCCGUGCGGUGGUCAGAGAAGGACAGAUGGGGCGAUUCUCCUGCAAGAUCACUGGCCGGCCCCAACCACAAGUCACCUGGCUCAAGGGAGAUGCUCCCCUGCAGCCCAGUGCCCGAGUGUCUAUGUCUGAGAAGAAUGGGAUGCAGGUCCUGGAGAUCCAGGAGGUGAGCCAAGACGACGUGGGAGUGUACACCUGCCUGGUGGUGAACGGGUCCGGGAAGGCCUCCAUGUCCGCCGAGCUCUCCAUCCAAGGUUUGGACCAUGCCAAUAGGUCAGCGUUGAGGGGAACAAAGGCAGCCAAUUCAGAUAUCAGGAAGGAAGUGGCCAAUGGAAUCACACCGGGGCCCAAACUGGACAGCCUAGAAGCUGCAGCUGAAAGUAAGAACUGCUCCAGCACCCAGAAAGGCGGCCCCCCCGCCUGGGCCUCAAGCAGCCAGCCUCCACCCCCGAGGGAACCCAAGCUGGAACUGCCCGGGGACUCGCCCAGGAAGGCCCUGAGGACCCCCAUCCUGCAGAAGACCUCCAGCACCAUCACCCUGCAGGCCACAAGGGUCCAGCCGGAGCCCAGGGCACCAGACCCGGGCACUCCCCUGCCUCCCGGAGAAGAGAGGGAGAGGCCAGCCGCUCCCCCUGCAGCCACCCUCCCCACCAGGCAGUCUGGCCUGGGAACCCAAGACAUUGUGAACAAGGUCGCUUCCAGGAAAAUCCCCAUGGAGAGCAGGAGGGACUCAGCAUUCCCCAAAUUCGUCAGCAAGCCCCAAAGCCAGGAAGUCCGUGAAGGUCAAAUAGUCAAGUUCAGGUGUGAGGUUUCAGGGAUCCCAAAGCCGCAAGUGGCCUGGUUCCUGGAAGGUGUCCCCGUGAGGAGACAAGAAGGCGCCGUUGAGAUUUACGAAGAUGGUGGGUCCCAUUACCUCUGCCUGCUGAGAGCCCGGGCCAGGGACAGCGGGAGCUACAGCUGCAUAGCCUCCAACGUCCGAGGCCAGGUGUCCUGUGACUGGACCCUCCUGGUGAAAAGACCGGCCUUGAUGGAGGUGGCCCCCUCCUUCUCCAGCGUCCUGAAGGACUGCACCGUCGUCGAGGGCCAGGACUUUGUGCUGCAGUGCUCGGUGCAGGGGACCCCAGUGCCCCGAAUCACUUGGCUGCUAAAUGAGCAGCCCAUCCAGUACGCGCACUCCACCUGUGAGGCUGGCGUGGCUGAGCUCCACGUCCAGGACGCCCUGCCGGAGGACCACGGCACCUACACCUGCCUGGCUGAGAACCCCUUGGGGCAGGUGUCCUGCAGCGCCCGGGUCACUGUCCAUGAAAAGAAGAGUAACGGGAAGAGUGAGUAUCUUCUGCCCACGGCCCCCAGCAAGCCCGCUGCACCCCGUUUCCUGCAAGGCCUGUCUGACCUCAAGGUCAUGGAUGGAAGCCAGGUCACCAUGACAGUCCAGGUGUCAGGGAACCCGCCCCCUGAGGUCAUCUGGCUUCACAACGGGAACGAGAUCCAGGAGUCGGAGGACUUCCACUUUGAACAGAGGGGCACUCGGCACAGCCUGUGCAUCCAGGAGGUGUUCCCGGAGGACACGGGCACUUACACCUGCGAGGCCUGGAACAGCACCGGAGAGGUUCGCACCCAGGCUGUGCUCACCGUGCAAGAGCCCCAGGAUGGCACCCAGCCCUGGUUCAUCAGCAAGCCUCGCUCGGUGACAGCCUCCCUGGGCCAGAGCGUCCUCAUCUCCUGUGCCAUCGCCGGUGACCCCUUCCCCACCGUGCACUGGCUCCGAGACGGCAAGGCCCUCUCCAAAGACGCCGGCCACUUCGAGGUGCUGCAGAACGAGGACGUGUUCACCCUGGUCCUGAAGAAUGUGCAGCCCUGGCACGCCGGCCAGUAUGAAAUCCUGCUCAAGAACCGGGUUGGCGAAUGCAGUUGCCAAGUGUCACUGAUGCUACAGAGCAGCCCUGCCCGAGCCCCCCUGCGGGGGAGGGAGCCUGCCAGCUGUGAGGGCCUCUGCGGCCGAGGAGUUGGUGCUGAUGGUGGCGAUGGUGACUGCUAUGGGACCCUGAGGCCUAGCUGGCCAGCAAGAGGGCAGGGUUGGCCAGAGGAGGAGGACGGCGAAGGCGUGCGGGGCGUGCUGAAGAGGCGUGUGGAGACCCGGCAGCACACGGAGGAGGCCAUCCGCCAGCAGGAGGUGGAGCAGCUGGACUUCCGCGACCUCCUGGGGAAGAAGGUGAGCACCAAGACCGUGUCGGAGGAAGACCUGAAGGAGAUCCCCGCCGAGCAGAUGGAUUUCCGCGCCAACCUGCAGCGGCAAGUGAAGCCAAAGACCGUGUCGGAGGAAGAGAGGAAGGUGCACAGUCCCCAGCAGGUUGACUUCCGCUCUGUCUUGGCCAAGAAGGGGACUCCCAAGACCCCAGUGCCUGAGAAAGCACCGCCUGCAAAACCUGCCACCCCGGAUUUUCGCUCAGUGCUGGGCAGCAAGAAAAAAUUACCAGCAGAGAAUGGGAACAGCAGUGCCGAGGCCUUGAAUGCCAAGGUGGCAGAAAGUCCCAAGGCUGUGGUCAAUGCCCAGCCUUCAGGGUCCCUGAAACCUGUGGGCAAUGCCAAGCCUGCUGAGACCCCGAAACCCAUAGGCAAUGCCAAGCCUGCUGAGACCCUGAAACCUGUGGGCAAUGCCAAGCCUGCUGAGACCCUGAAACCCAUAGGCAAUGCCAAGCCUGCUGAGACUCUGAAACCUGUGGGUAAUGCCAAGCCAGCUGAGACCCCAAAACCGUUGGGCAACGCCAAACUGGGUGAGACCCCCAAACCCUUGGGCAACGCCAAACCAGCCGAAACCCCGAAACCCCUGGGCAACGCCAAACCAGUCGAAACCCCGAAACCCCUGGGAAAUGCCAAGCCUGCUGAGACCCUGAAACCUGUGGGCAAUGCCAAGCCUGUUGAAACCCCCAAACCCCUGGACAAUGCCAAGCCAGCUGAGAUCCCAAAACCAGCUGGGAAAGAAGAACUCAAGAAGGAGGUUAAGAAUGAUGUGAACUGCAAGAAGGGGCCUUCAGGAGGCACAGAUAAGGAACAAAGGUCAGAGGGCCAAGGGGCUGCCCCGACCUUCACGGAGAAGCUGCGAGAUGUCCAUGUGGCAGAGGGCGAGAAGCUGCUGCUCCAGUGCCAGGUGUCCUCUGACCCCCCGGCCACCGUCACCUGGACGCUGAAUGGAAAGACACUCAAGACCACCAAGUUCAUCAUCCUCUCCCAAGAAGGCUCCCUCUGCUCCGUCUCCAUCGAGAAGGCACUGCCAGAGGACAGAGGCUUAUACAAGUGUGUAGCCAAGAAUGGCGCCGGCCAGGCUGAGUGCUCCUGCCAAGUCACUGUGGACGAUGCCCCCGCCGGUGAGAGCGCCAAGGCCCCUGAGAUGAAAGCCCGGAGGCCCAGGAGCUCGCUUCCUCCUGUGCUGGGAACAGAGAGUGAUGCAACUGUGAAAAAGAAACCUGCCCCCAAGACACCUCCAAAAGCAGCCAUGCCCCCUCAGAUCACCCAGUUUCCUGAGGACCAAAAGGUGCGUGCAGGAGAGUCUGUGGAGCUGUUCGGGAAAGUGACAGGCACCCAGCCCAUCACCUGCACCUGGAUGAAGUUCCGGAAGCAGAUCCAGGAGAGUGAGCACAUCAAGGUGGAGAACAGCGAGAGCGGCAGCAAGCUCACCAUCCUGGCGGCCCGCCAGGAGCACUGCGGCUGCUACACGCUGCUGGUGGAGAACAAGCUGGGCAGCAGGCAGGCCCAGGUCAACCUGACUGUGGUUGACAAACCAGACCCCCCAGCUGGCACGCCUUGCGCCUCUGAUAUCCGGAGCUCCUCGCUGACCCUGUCCUGGUAUGGCUCCUCGUACGAUGGGGGCAGUGCUGUGCAGUCCUACAGUGUCGAGAUCUGGGACUCGGUGGACAAGUCGUGGAAGGAACUAGCCACGUGCCGCAGCACCUCGUUUAACGUCCAGGACCUGCUGCCUGACCGAGACUAUAAAUUCCGUGUGCGCGCCAUCAAUGUGUACGGAACCAGCGAGCCCAGCCAGGAGUCUGAACUCACAGCGGUGGGAGAGAAACCUGAGGAGCCGAAGGAUGAAGUGGAGGUGUCCGAUGAUGAUGAGAAGGAGGCUGAAGUCGAUUACCGGACGGUGACGGUCAAUACCGAACAAAAAGUGUCUGACUUCUAUGACAUCGAAGAGAGACUAGGAUCUGGGAAAUUCGGACAGGUCUUUCGACUUGUAGAAAAGAAAACUGGAAAAAUCUGGGCAGGGAAAUUCUUCAAAGCAUAUUCAGCAAAAGAGAAAGAGAACAUCCGGGAGGAGAUCAGCAUCAUGAACUGCCUCCACCACCCCAAGCUGGUCCAGUGUGUGGACGCCUUCGAAGAAAAGGCCAACAUCGUCAUGGUCCUGGAGAUCGUGUCGGGGGGUGAGCUGUUUGAGCGCAUCAUCGACGAGGACUUUGAGCUGACGGAGCGAGAGUGCAUCCAGUACAUGAGGCAGAUCUCGGAGGGGGUGGAGUACAUCCACAAGCAGGGCAUCGUCCACCUGGACCUCAAGCCCGAGAACAUCAUGUGUGUCAACAAGACGGGCACCAAGAUCAAGCUCAUCGACUUCGGGCUGGCCAGAAGGCUGGAGAAUGCAGGGUCUCUGAAGGUCCUCUUUGGCACCCCGGAGUUUGUGGCACCUGAAGUGAUCAACUAUGAGCCCAUUGGCUACGCAACGGACAUGUGGAGCAUCGGGGUCAUCUGCUACAUCCUGGUCAGUGGACUUUCCCCCUUCAUGGGUGACAACGAUAACGAAACCUUGGCCAACGUUACCUCAGCCACCUGGGACUUCGACGACGAGGCCUUCGAUGAGAUCUCCGAUGAUGCCAAGGAUUUUAUCAGCAACUUGCUGAAGAAGGAUAUGAAAAACCGCCUGGACUGCACCCAGUGCCUUCAGCAUCCGUGGCUAAUGAAGGACACCAAGACCAUGGAGGCCAAGAAACUCUCCAAGGACCGGAUGAAGAAGUACAUGGCCAGAAGGAAAUGGCAGAAAACGGGCAAUGCUGUGAGAGCCAUUGGAAGACUGUCCUCUAUGGCAAUGAUCUCAGGGCUCAGUGGCAGGAAGUCCUCAACAGGAUCACCAACCAGCCCUCUCAACGCAGAAAAACUAGAAUCGGAAGGAGAUGUCGCCCAAGCUUUCCUGGAGGCUGUUGCUGAGGAAAAGCCCCAUGUAAAACCCUAUUUCUCUAAGACCAUUCGUGAUUUAGAAGUGGUGGAGGGAAGUGCUGCUAGAUUUGACUGCAAGAUUGAAGGAUACCCAGACCCUGAAGUCGUCUGGUUCAAAGACGACCAGUCCAUCAGGGAGUCCCGCCACUUCCAGAUAGACUACGAUGAGGAUGGGAACUGCUCUUUAAUCAUUAGCGAUGUGUGCGGGGAUGAUGAUGCCAAGUACACCUGCAAGGCUGUCAACAGUCUCGGAGAAGCCACCUGCACAGCGGAACUCAUUGUGGAAACCAUGGAGGAAGGAGAAGGAGAAGGGGAAGAAGAGGAAGAAGAGGAAGAGGAAGAGUGAAACAAAGCCAGAGAGAAGCAGUUUCUAGGGCCCCAGCUACCAAAGAAGAUAGCGGAAAAGGUUUCUUCCUACCCUACAGAGCUAUUCCAGGGUAGUAAAGCUUAGACAUAUUUCCCUCCCUGGGCCUCUAGUUGGAGAAUAAAGGGGGGAUAGGCAAGUUACUAACAGUCAUUUAUAAGAUCAAAGUUUCCUAAUUUCAGGGUUCCUCUGUUGUAAUGUAACCCGUCUGCUAUAUUACCCUGUAUAUGAAGCUUAGAAACCAACAUAAGAUGUUGCUCUGGCAGCUGCUUUUGCCAUGACCCAGACUUACACACACACACUAUAUUCACGAGACAAAAUUGCACCCUGAAGGCUCCAGCCGUGCCCUGCUUCCCUUCCUGGGAAACUCCACACUCCACCCACCUCAGUCAGCCCUGGCCUGAGCUCAUCCAUCUCCCACGAUGUUCAAAAGAAGAGGACAGUUCCUGAUUGAGAGGCCUGAGUGCAGAAGCCAGCUCCCCCAUCACAGGCAGCUGGCACUUGGGUGGGAUGGAGAGAACACCCCGAGGCUGUUCUUCAGAAGGAAAGCUACAAGAAUUGGCAGCUGUGAUCUCCGGGGACAAA
This is a messenger RNA of Eptesicus fuscus (big brown bat), 6658 nucleotides long. It is a transcript of the gene MYLK, whose product is annotated as myosin light chain kinase. Gene Ontology annotation, molecular function: ATP binding; protein binding; protein kinase activity. The record is from RefSeq and is a predicted model, not a curated record. Gene Ontology annotation, biological process: protein phosphorylation. The coding region runs from base 11 to 6055 and encodes 2014 amino acids. Lineage: Eukaryota; Metazoa; Chordata; Mammalia; Chiroptera; Vespertilionidae. The transcript has 33 exons.